GGGAGUUUGCAGACGCUCCCUGGCUGGGGCUAGCCCGGAAAAGUGACUUUCGAUUUCACUUCUCCAGCUUCUGCGCCACAGUCCGGGCUAGUGAAGAUCCCCAACCGCAGACCGAGAAGAUGAGCUGUGGCCUCCUGAACAGUUCCAAUGAGCCAGUGCCCCUGCGCAGCGGCUCGGUGACAGUGCUGAUCCGAGGCUUCGUGGCGGACGUGAGCUGUGAGCUGCUCUACAGGAAUGAGGAGCAGGGGCCCGUGGAGGCUAUGUUCGUGUUCCCCGUGGACCCCGAGGCUGCCGUCUACGCCUUCGAGGCCCGCCUGGGGAGCACCUGCAUCCAGGCCCAGCUCCGCGAGAAGCAACAGGCACAGCAGCUGUACGGGGAUGCGCUGGCCGGGGGGCAGAGCUCUUUCCUGCUGCAGCAGGAGGGGACCAAGGGCGACGUGUUCAGCUGCUCCCUGGGGAACCUGCCCCCUGGGGAGGAGGCGGCGCUGACCCUGCGCUACGUCUGUGAGCUGCCGCUAGAGCCCGAUGGAGCCGCCCGCUACAUGCUGCCAGCCGUGCUGCGCCCCCGCUACACGCCCCAUGGUGAGACCCACAGAUACUCCUGCCACAUUAGCCUGCCUGGUGAGACUCAUAGUCCCCAACACCGCCACUGCACACCCUACAGGUGGGACGGAGAGGACGUCACCCAAGGGGUCCCACGAGUUCCCCAAGGGGAGCUGCCCUACACCCUGAGCCUGAGCGCCACGCUGCAGUCACCCCACGGCAUCGACCGCGUGCUCUCCAACUGCUCCCUCACCCCGCUGAGCUACACAUCUGGGAACCGGACCAGCGCCCAGGUGUCUCUGGCCGAGGCCCCCCCGUGGGACCGGGACGUGGAGCUGCUAGUGUAUUACGCGGAGCCGCACAAACCCAGCGCAAUGCUGGAGAUCGGGUUGCCCGGAGCAGAGCCAGGCUCCCUAAUGGGUGACCCGGCCGUGAUGGUGACCCUGCUGCCCAGCCUGCCCGAGGCGGUGCUGGGCCAGAGCUCAGCCGGGGAGUUCAUCUUCCUGCUGGAUCGCUCUGGCAGCAUGGAGUGCCCCAUGGACAGCCGAGACCGCUCGCCUCAGCGCAUCGACAGCGCCAAGGAGACCCUGGUCCUGCUCUUAAAGAGUUUGCCCCUGGGCUGUUAUUUCAACAUCUACAGCUUUGGGUCUCAGUUCGAGUCCUUCUACCCGCAGAGCGUGGCAUACACCCAACAGACCAUGGCCAAGUCCCUGCAGCGCGUCCAGCAGCUCCAGGCCGAUCUGGGGGGCACCGAGAUCUUGGCGCCGCUACAAGCCAUUUACCGCAGCCCCUGCCAGGACGGGCACCCGCGCCAGCUGUUUGUGUUCACGGACGGGGAGGUGGGGAACACCCAGGAGGUCAUCACUGAGGUGCAGCGUCACCGGGGGUCCCACAGGUAA
Messenger RNA from Gopherus flavomarginatus (Mexican gopher tortoise), 1442 nucleotides. Its product is annotated as von Willebrand factor A domain-containing protein 5A-like. Bases 120 to 1442 code for a protein of 440 amino acids. NCBI's taxonomy places the organism in Eukaryota, Metazoa, Chordata, Testudines, Testudinidae. The transcript is spliced from 10 exons. The record is from RefSeq and is a predicted model, not a curated record.